Molecule: messenger RNA, 996 nt
Organism: Ochlerotatus camptorhynchus
Lineage: Eukaryota; Metazoa; Arthropoda; Insecta; Diptera; Culicidae
Exons: 1
Coding region: 1-996 (331 amino acids)
Source: RefSeq, a predicted model, not a curated record
AUGGCGGAGCAGAUGGCAAAUAUCCAAGGAAAUGUCCAGAGCACCAACCAGAACGAGCUAGUUCUAGAUUCCCUAGCGAGCAAUAUUACCGAGUUCACUUACGAUAUGGAAAAGGGAUGCUCAUUCGAUGCAUGGUUCUCCAGAUAUGCAGAACUUUUUGAGAAGAACGCUGCCAAAUUGGACGACGGCGCGAAAGUACGACUAGUGCUUCGAAAGCUCAACCCCGCAGCACACGAAAGGUACACUUCGUUCAUUCUUCCCAAACUCUCAAAGGAAUUCACCUUCGAGCAAACGAUUGCCAAAUUGAAAACCAUUUUCGGCAGUCCGGUUUCCACCUUCCAUCGUCGGUACCAGUGCCUCCAGACGGCGAAGGGGGAAAAUGAAGAUUUCAAGCUGCAGGAGCUCAAAGAGGACCAGUUUAAGUCCCUUAUUUUCGUGUGCGGGUUGAGAUCAUCUAAGUACGCGGACAUCCGGAUGCGCUUGCUGUCUAAGAUUAACGAAACACAGGACAUCACACUGGAGAAGAUAGUAGAGGAGUGCAAAAGCAUGAUUAAUUUGAAGAAAGACACUUCGCUAAUGGGCAGUCAUUUUGCCUCCGCUGCUGGCACUGUUGCAUCGCAGCUGUUCGAGCAAGUACCCCACGACAACCGUCACAAGAAGAAGUUUGGCGGUAACAAAUCCGACACACCGAAGACACCGUGUUGGUCAUGCGGCGGCAUGCACUUCUCUAGCCAAUGCAGUUUCAAGACUCACAAGAGCCGUGACUGUGGCCGCACCGGCCAUAAGGAGGGCUACUGUUCCUGUUUCGCAUCCAAGCCGAGUUCUAAAUCGUUCAAGGGAAAGCAGAAAAACAAAAACCACCACGCAUCCAGGAUUGUAACCGUAAAGAACGUGAUGCACAGCCGGCGCUAUGUGGAGACGGCGAUCAACGGAGUUCCGGUUGAAAUGCAGCUGGACUCGAGUUCGGACAUAACCAUUAUAUCCAGGCAGAACUGA